AUGGUGGCUGCCUUCGUUCCUACAUUUUACCUUGGAAUUGCCUCUUUCCGAUCAUACCACUAUUCGAUCGAGAUCUUGCGCAAGCAGCUGCAGAAUUUUCGACUGGCCGAGACAAAAUGCAACUGUUGCACCGUGGGGCAUGUUGCUCCUGACGGCAGCUCGAUGUCUUGUGACCGUAAGGUCGUGGAGCAGUGUAUUUGUAAUUGGUUUGGCAGCAUUGAAGAGUUUGAGGUCUUCAUCGUGCCCCUGCUUCGCCGCACCUUUGAGAAUGAACUCGGGCAACAUACAUUCCCUUAUGUCUACUUUCUGGUGGUGUUUUGCCCAGUCAUCUGGACAGGCAUGGAUUUGAGUCUGGGCCACCGGUGGGGGCAUUGGUGGAUGUUUCAACUCACCGGCUUUUGGCUCGGUAUCAUGCCAUCGGUGGCGAAAGUUGGCCUUUACCUCUCAAGCUUCUUCUGCAGGCCACUGCCAUGUCGACUGUGCGACAUGCUGCUGAACCUCGUUAUUGUCCUGGUGUUGAAUCUCAUUUGGGCGGCGGCGAUCUUCAUUGCAGCUAUCUUGAAUCCCAAGAAUCCGCACAGGAUGAAGGUCGCGUGGGUUGAUGAGCUCCCCAAGGAUAUGACGAUACGAGCAUUUCUGGUCUUGGUCGCCUUCUGCAUUCCUGCCGUGGUUCUGUUCUUUGUGCCGAUGGUCAUACGUGCCGUGUGCUCACGUCUUGCCCGGCUGACGCGGAACUCUGUCCAGCCCUCGCAACUGCAGGUGCCCAAGAACGGACCCUAA
Messenger RNA from Symbiodinium necroappetens, 780 nucleotides. NCBI's taxonomy places the organism in Eukaryota, Dinophyceae, Suessiales, Symbiodiniaceae. The record is from the annotation of a GenBank genome assembly.